AUCAAAACAAACCGCAUUCAUUGGUGUUUUUGCGUUUUCCUCAUGUCGUUUGUGCAACGCGAAGGAAAAGUUUGAUAAUUUCCCGGAAAAAGUGCCGAAAACCGUAGAAAAUUUUGUUCCAAUAGUGAGAAGAGUGAUCAAGAAACACGCACCAUGCCGCGUAUCAUGAUAAAGGGUGGCGUUUGGCGCAACACCGAGGAUGAAAUCCUCAAAGCGGCGGUGAUGAAAUACGGCAAGAACCAGUGGUCGCGAAUCGCCUCGCUGUUGCACCGGAAGUCGGCCAAACAGUGCAAGGCCCGCUGGUACGAAUGGUUGGAUCCCAGCAUCAAGAAAACGGAAUGGUCCCGGGAGGAAGAUGAGAAGUUGUUGCAUUUGGCGAAGCUGAUGCCCACGCAGUGGCGGACAAUUGCGCCGAUUAUUGGCCGGACGGCUGCGCAGUGCUUGGAGCGGUAUGAGUAUCUGUUGGAUCAGGCCCAGCGGAAGGAGGAGGGCGAGGAUGGCUCGAUGGACGAUCCCCGGAAGUUGAAACCGGGGGAGAUUGAUCCGAAUCCGGAGACGAAGCCGGCGAGGCCGGAUCCGAAAGAUAUGGACGAGGAUGAGCUGGAGAUGCUGUCCGAGGCUAGGGCCAGAUUGGCCAAUACGCAGGGCAAGAAAGCGAAGAGGAAGGCACGGGAAAAGCAGCUGGAAGAGGCCAGGAGAUUGGCCGCUUUGCAGAAGAGAAGGGAACUCAGAGCCGCUGGAAUCGGGCUGGGGAACAGGAAGAGGAAGUUGAAGGGGAUUGAUUACAAUUCGGAGAUUCCGUUUGAGAAAACUCCGGCGGCGGGAUUCUACGAUACUUCAGAGGAGUUUGUGGUUCCGAUUGCGGCGGAUUUCUCGAGUUUGAGGCAGCAGCAGCUGGACGGGGAGUUGAGAACGGAAAAGGAAGCGAGGGAGCGUAAGAAAGACAAGGAGAAGCUGAAGCAGAAGAAGGAGAAUGAUGUUCCGUUGGCGAUGCUGCAGAAUCAGGAACCGGCCAAGAAGCGGUCGAAGUUGGUUCUGCCAGAGCCGCAGAUUUCGGACCAAGAGCUGCAGCAGGUCGUGAAGUUGGGGCGAGCAAGUGAGAUUGCCAAGGAAGUGGCGUCGGAAUCGGGAGUGGAAACGACGGAUGCCUUGCUGGCAGAUUACAGUAUAACUCCUCAGGUGGCGGCCACUCCUAGGACGCCUGCCCCGGUCACAGAUCGGAUCUUGCAGGAAGCUCAGAACAUGAUGGCACUGACUCACGUGGACACGCCUUUGAAGGGCGGCGCAAAUACCCCUUUGACUCAAUCGGAUUUCUCCGGAGCUCUUCCCCAGAGCCAGGUCGUUGCUACUCCAAAUACUGUGUUGGCCACACCUUUCCGAUCGACUCGCGGUCCAGAUGGAGCAGCUACUCCAGCAGGAUUCCUCACGCCGGGAUCUGGAGCGCUGGUUCCGGUCGGAGCUACACCUGGACAGCCGGGAGCGACCCCAAACUUUGUCCGAGACAAACUUAACAUUAACGCAGAGGAAACGAUGUCCGUGACGGAAACACCGGCCGCCUACAAAAACUACCAGAAGCAACUGAAAUCAUCUCUCAAAGAAGGAUUAGCGUCACUGCCCACUCCAAGAAAUGACUACGAAAUCGUGGUUCCCGAAAAUGAAACAGACGAACCAACGGAUGACGGCACCGGAGGCGAACCGAUGAUAGCAGAUCAAGCCGAUGUCGAUGCUCUCCGGAAACAGGAACAGCGUGCUCGUGAUGCCAAGGAGCUAUCUCUCCGAUCGCAAGUCAUCCAACGUGAACUUCCUCGCCCCCUGGAAAUCAACAUGACAGUUCUGCGCCCCUCAAACGAAAUGCACGGUUUAACCGAGCUGCAACGCGCAGAAGAGCUGGUCAAGCAGGAAAUGGUUAAGAUGCUCAACUACGACGCCAUCCGCAAUCCGGUGGUCAAUCCGCAGGCUCCGCCCGUCAAAAAGAAUCCCUUAACCCAGCAUCUCGCCUAUCUAGAACAGCACCCGUACGAUGACAUUGCCGAGUCGGAUCUCGAGGGUGCCAAGGACCUUCUCAAGGAGGAAAUGGGCGUCGUCAAGAGCGGAAUGGCCCACGGUGACCUAUCGCUCGAAAGCUACACCCAAGUCUGGCAGGAAUGUCUCUCCCAGGUCCUGUACCUCCCCAGCCAAAAUCGCUACACGCGUGCCAACUUGGCCAGCAAAAAGGACCGCAUCGAAUCGGCGGAGAAACGCCUCGAGAUCAACCGCAAGCACAUGGCCAAAGAGGCCAAACGUUGCGGCAAGAUCGAAAAGAAGCUCAAAAUCCUAACCGGGGGCUACCAGGCUCGGGCCCAGGCUCUCAUCAAACAGUUCCAGGACACCAACGAGCAGAUCGAGCAGAACAACUUGGCGCUUUCGACGUUCAAGUUCCUUGCCUCCCAAGAAGACCUAGCAAUUCCCAAGCGACUGGAAUCCCUAACGGAGGACGUGAUGAGGCAAACCGAACGCGAGAAGGCACUGCAGAAACGGUACGCACAGCUGACCGAAGAGUUCCGGGAGCUGUUCAAGGACGAGAUGGCGCCGCAGCCAGUUCAACAACAGCACCAGCAGCAACCACGUCAGCGUAGGCAGAAGCCGGAGCAAUCCCAGAGGAUGCAGAAUGGAAGGAAGGAGGUAGUGGAAGAGGAGGUUGAAGCGGAACAGCCACCACAGGUGGUAGUGGUGCAGCAAGAGGUUGUUGCGGAAAGGGAACAUCCGGAGGAAGAACAGGAGCAACAGCCGGAACAGCAGCAGCAGGAGGAGGAGGAGGAGGAGGAGGAGCAUUCUCAAAAGGAUGGGGAAGCGAUGGACUGUCAGAGGGAUGAUGAGGAACAACAGUAAGAGGGUUGAGGAGGAGACAGAUUACAACAUAGGAAUGCAUAAAUUUAUUAAGUCAACAAUAUUAUCGACUAUUUGAAAACAUUACUAAUAAAAUUAACGGAUCAAUAAAUGUUCACUUAGAAUUACUAAGUA
Molecule: messenger RNA, 3000 nt
Organism: Aedes aegypti (yellow fever mosquito)
Lineage: Eukaryota; Metazoa; Arthropoda; Insecta; Diptera; Culicidae
Product: cell division cycle 5-like protein
Exons: 2
Coding region: 154-2868 (904 amino acids)
Biological process (GO): regulation of transcription by RNA polymerase II; mRNA splicing, via spliceosome
Cellular component (GO): spliceosomal complex; Prp19 complex
Molecular function (GO): RNA polymerase II transcription regulatory region sequence-specific DNA binding; DNA-binding transcription factor activity, RNA polymerase II-specific
Source: RefSeq, a predicted model, not a curated record